AUGUAUGCACGAAAAUUUUUAACCACACGUUGUUUUCGUCAUCAAUUAGAAUUAUUAAAUAAUUUUUAUCAACGACCAAAUCAACGACCAAGUUUUACACAAGUACAAUUAAGAAAAUUUUCAUUAUCUAAUGCCAUUCAUACACGUUCAGGAAGUUCUUAUACAUCGAGAGAUAUUAACCAAACGUCAAAAAGUAAUGAUGGUUCUGGGGGAAAAUUGACUUUUAUUUGUCCAAAAUGUGGAGAUAUUUGUUCUCAUGUAGAAUCACUUGUCUCUUCAACACGUUUUGUAAAAUGUGGAAAAUGUAGUCAUUUUUUUGUGGUGCUAUCCGACAGUGAUCCAACCAAAAAAGUGAAAGAUGAGAAAAAAGUCAAACAAAAGCCUCCACCUCCACCGAAAAAGGUCUAUAAUCAUUACAAACGUUUAAAUAAUAAUCUUUAUUCAUCAGCAGCUAAACAAGAACAACAUAAAGAACAAAUACCAAUACAACAAAAUUCAAUUGAAAGUACAGGUCUAACCAGUAUUUCACCACAACGAAUAAUACUCAAUGUUGGCAUACCGUUUUAUCAUAUCGGUUCAAUACAAGAUGGUGGUACACAUCUAGGCUCAUCGCCAUCUGCGUCAAAUUCGGAUUCAUCGUUUUCAUCAUCGACAAGCGAAGAAAUGAAACAUGGUAGUGAUAUUUUAAAUGCCGAACAACAGGAUAUCAAACUAGAAAAAAGCAAUAUAUUGAUGUUAGGACCAACUGGAAGUGGCAAAACAUUACUCGCACAAACUAUAGCCAAAUGUUUAGAUGUGCCAUUUGCAAUAUGUGAUUGUACAACGCUUACUCAAGCAGGAAUUGUAUUUUUGGAUGAAGUUGAUAAAAUUGGAUCAGUCCCGGGAAUACAUCAACUACGUGACGUUGGUGGUGAAGGAGUGCAGCAGGCUUUACUGAAAAUGCUUGAAGGAACAAUUGUUAAUGUUCCUGAACGAAGUUCGAGAAAAAUGCGUGGUGAAACGGUACAAGUUGACACAACUAACAUCUUAUUUGUUGCAUCGGGUGCAUACACAGGACUCGAUCGUAUAAUUAGUCGUCGAAAGAGGGAAAAAUAUCUUGGAUUUGGUUCAACAUCAAGUAAUGAAUUACCAUCGAGACGACGUGCCGCACAAUUGGAGUUACAUGAACAACGAAGUGAUAAUAUUCUAUUAGAUGAAGAAAAUCAAGAACGUGAUCGUUUCCUUCAAGAAUGUGAAGCUCGAGAUUUAAUUGACUUUGGAAUGAUACCUGAAUUUGUCGGAAGACUUCCUGUAAUCGUAGCAUUUCAUACUCUCAGUGAAGAUAUGCUUGUAAGAAUAUUAACUGAACCAAGAAAUGCUUACAUACCACAAUAUCAAACUCUAUUUAGCAUGGAUAAAGUACAGCUAGAUUUUACUGAUGGAGCACUAAAAGAAAUAGCAAAAAAAGCUGUACAACGCAAAACUGGUGCUCGUGGAUUACGUUCGAUUUUGGAACGAAUUUUACUUGAGCCAAUGUUUGACAUACCUGAAUCAGAUAUUGUUGGUGUACGAAUUGACGAAGAAACUGUUAGUUCUAAAAAAGAACCAGAAUACAUUUAUUCGAGAACGACAUCGGACGACAGACAAAUGGCGUAUUCUGCCAGCAGUGAGGAAGAAAAAAUUUCAAUUCCAACCGGUUAA
This is a messenger RNA of Didymodactylos carnosus, 1680 nucleotides long. Lineage: Eukaryota; Metazoa; Rotifera; Eurotatoria; Philodinida; Philodinidae. The record is from the annotation of a GenBank genome assembly.